Molecule: messenger RNA, 1113 nt
Organism: Fomitopsis serialis
Lineage: Eukaryota; Fungi; Basidiomycota; Agaricomycetes; Polyporales; Fomitopsidaceae
Exons: 3
Coding region: 1-1113 (370 amino acids)
Source: RefSeq, a predicted model, not a curated record
AUGGCCCCCGUCGAUCCCCGAGUCCGGGUCAUCGUCGACAAGCUCAUACCCCCCGAAGCCUCCCUCGGCACGAAUCAGCUACCUUGCACGGUGUACAAGACGGUCCCGCACUACUCUAUCAAAAGCUAUGGCGCCACGAAUCAAGACACGCUGGGGAAAGUGUUUGGUGUGUGUACCUUACCAGGACACUUGAAAUGCAGGAACCACCUCAAACCGGCGACGAUACAGAUGUCGAGUGAGGUUGCCGACGAUAUGCGGAAGCGUAUUGCUGAGCUCGACCCGCCCGCCCGACUUGGUGGGACGUACUACCUGAGGCCACGACCUGCCUUGGAACGGCCUCGCCCUGCCGUUCGAAGACGCCGUGCUGCGAGACCGCCGCUGGAGACGACGACAGUGGAUGCAUACAUCUACAUAGAGGCAGGGGACAUUCCGAUCUGCAUACCACUUCUGUGCUCUGUAGAAGACGACGAAUGGCUCACAGUGCACUUCCGCCAGUUCAUCACCUGCGACGUCCUUGGAAUCACGCCUCGCCAAACCAACAUCCCCUUCGAGCAUUACGACGCUCAUGUGGGACGUUUCGUGACGCAUCCACCUCCUCACGAAAAGCGCUACGUCGACCGCAACGAGGUCCUCGUGUACCGGGCAUCAGGCGUGGCUAACUGUCCAGGUGUUGAAGAACUCGCCGCGCGUCAUAUCAUGCCCUUCCACGCCCCGCCUUUGCCCUCCCUACUCGAGCAUUUAGACGAACAUCCGUACAGCGACGAUGACGCGACCCGCGCCUCGUCCCCGGAGCGUUUCCGGCCCUCAGCACACAGCGACGGCCUGGAGAUCAGGUACUCGUCCCCUGGUCGAGCUCUGCUCACCGAUCCGGUCUCAGAGCCUCCCAGUAGCCCGUCGACCUCGCAAACGUCUUCCUCUCGCCUCGGAGCAAGCUCCGCGCGGACGGCUAUUGCCUCCCUACGGAACGUCUCGUCGGGACGCAAGCGAAAGCGCGAGGACGAUCCGGGAUCGGCGCGUAAACGCGCCAAAGGGAAGCAGCACAGGCACGAGGACGAGGGGUACGAGGGAGUGUGGGAGGUUGUGGAUAACGACCUCGAAGUUCGCGUAGACUAG